GGGGCAGGAAGGUUGUGAAUGAUCCAGCCAAUUUCUUUUUGUUUAGUUGUUUCCUGGGGCAACGCUAGGUUGACAUGUAUGGAAAUAGAGUCCCAAUAAAGGGGACAGGAAGGAUUUAAGGAAGUUGUUUCUCCAUGGAGCCGUCAAGUAUCUACUUUGUAGUGAUAAGGGACAUUGAGUCUUAAGCUGGCUUGACCUGCCAAAUCCUAAAUAACCUGGAUUCCAUCCUUUCAACCCCAUGGCUCUCCUUGUCAACCCAGUGAUGUUUUAUGGCCCAAAGGCACACAUCUCAUGACACGCUGGAGAUGGGAGAUGGCUUCCUACAAGGGAACCUAGUCCUGAACACAAACUGGUGGCUUCUCUACUUUGAACUGAGCUAUCCCCCAAAUGAGGGGACCCUUUGUGUGGUGUUAGGUCCACCAACCCCACUCCUCCCUUGCUUCCGGUCCUCACUUGUAACCAAGGCGGGGCCACCUUAGAGCCCUGAGCAGCAGGCUGGCAAUUUGCUUCCUGCACCCAGAGCCACCAGCCCGCCCUGGGGAGGGGCCGAGCCCGCCCUGCUUAAGAUAAGACGCAAGGGCUGCCCUCUGAAGGAAGCUACAAAAAGGAAGCAGAGGUGAAGGAGGCGCCCAGCGGUUUGCAGGUGUUUAGGCUGAAGCCAGGAGUGACUGACACUCCAAACCCCAUCUGCAGCGCCGACCCCUUGCAGGCAAGAGCCGCUGCAGCCAUGGCGGGCAUGAAGACGGCUGCCGGGGACUACAUCGACUCGUCCUGGGAACUGCGGGUGUUCGUGGGAGAGGAGGAUCCUGAGGCUGAGUCAGUCACCCUCCGCGUUACGGGGGAGUCGCACAUCGGCGGGGUGCUCCUAAAGAUCGUGGAGGAGAUCAAACGUAAGCAGGACUGGUCGGACCAUGCCAUUUGGUGGGAACAGAAAAGACAGUGGCUGUUGCAGACCCACUGGACGCUGGACAAGUACGGUAUCUUGGCCGACGCCCGCCUCUUCUUCGGGCCCCAGCACCGGCCCAUCAUCCUGCGGCUGCCUAACCGCUGCGCCCUGCGCCUCCGAGCCAGCUUCUCCCAGCCCCUCUUCCAGGCCGUGGCUGUCAUCUGCCGCCUCCUCAGUAUCCGGCACCCCGAGGAGCUGUCUCUGCUCCGGGCUCCUGAGAAGAAGGAGAAGAAGAAGAAGGAGAAGGAGCCAGAGGGGGAGGUGUAUGACUUGACCAAGGUCGUCCUGGCUGGGGGCAUGGCACCUGCGUUGUUCCGGGGGAUGCCGGCCCACUUCUCAGAUAGCGCCCAGACUGAGGCCUGCUACCACAUGCUGAGCCGGCCGCAGCCACCUCCGGACCCCCUGCUGCUCCAGCGCCUGCCCCGGCCCAGCUCCCUGUUGGACAAGACCCAGCUCCACAGCAGGUGGCUGGACUCGUCCAGGUGCCUCAUGCAGCAGGGCAUCAAGGCCGGCGACACACUCUGGCUGCGCUUCAAGUACUACAGCUUCUUCGACCUGGACCCCAAGACAGACCCGGUGCGACUGACCCAGCUGUACGAGCAGGCUCGGUGGGACCUGCUGCUGGAGGAGAUCGACUGCACUGAGGAGGAGAUGAUGGUGUUUGCAGCCCUGCAGUACCACAUCAACAAGCUGUCCCAGAGUGGGAAGGUGGGUGAACCAACUGGCACGGACCCCGGGCUGGACGACCUGGACACAGCCCUGAGCAACCUGGAGGUGAAGCUGGAGGGGUCAGCGCCCACAGACAUGCUGGACAGCCUCACCACCAUCCCAGAACUCAAGGACAAUCUCCGGAUCUUCCGGCCCCGGAAGCUGACCUUGAAGGGGUACCGCCAGCACUGGGUGGUGUUCAAGGAGACCACGCUGUCCUACUACAAGAGCCAGGACGAGGCCCCGGGCGACCCCAUUCAGCAGCUCAACCUCAAGGGCUGUGAGGUGGUUCCGGAUGUCAACGUCUCAGGCCAGAAAUUCUGCAUCAAACUCCUGGUGCCCUCCCCCGAGGGCAUGAGUGAGAUCUACCUGCGGUGCCAGGAUGAUCAGCAGUAUGCCCGCUGGAUGGCCGGCUGCCGACUGGCCUCCAAGGGCCGCACUAUGGCGGACAGCAGCUACGCCAGCGAGGUGCAGGCCAUCCUGGCCUUCCUAAGCCUGCAAAGGACAGGCGGUGGGGGCUCGGGCAACCACCCCCAGGGCCCUGACGCUGCCUCCGAGGGCCUCAACCCCUAUGGCCUUGUUGCCCCCCGCUUCCAGCGAAAGUUCAAGGCCAAACAGCUUACCCCACGGAUCCUGGAGGCCCACCAGAACGUGGCCCAGCUCUCGCUCUCUGAGGCCCAGCUGCGCUUCAUCCAGGCCUGGCAGUCCCUGCCAGACUUUGGCAUCUCCUAUGUCAUGGUCAGGUUCAAGGGCAGCAGGAAAGAUGAGAUCCUGGGUAUCGCCAACAACCGACUGAUCCGCAUCGACUUGGCCGUGGGCGACGUGGUCAAGACCUGGCGCUUCAGCAACAUGCGCCAGUGGAAUGUCAACUGGGAUAUCCGACAGGUGGCCAUCGAGUUUGAUGAACACAUCAACGUGGCUUUCAGCUGCGUGUCUGCCAGCUGCCGCAUUGUGCACGAGUACAUCGGGGGCUACAUUUUCCUGUCAACCCGGGAGCGGGCUCGUGGGGAGGAGCUGGAUGAGGACCUCUUCCUGCAGCUCACAGGGGGCCACGAGGCCUUCUGAGGACCGUCUUACUGCCCCUGUCCCGCUCACCACCUGCCAUGGCCACUCAUAAGCCCACACGCACUGGAACUCACUGCCCCCACCCUCUCCAGACACGCAUCAAGCUGGGCACAUUCGCCCACUCACUGGCUUUGUGCAAACCAGGGACCUGGCUGGGCCUGACUCUGCCAUCCCCCAGGCCAGGGGAGUGGGCCCUGAGCUCUCUAGUGC
Pteropus alecto (black flying fox) is the source of this 2929-nucleotide messenger RNA. RefSeq names its product fermitin family member 3 (gene FERMT3). The record is from RefSeq and is a predicted model, not a curated record. The coding region runs from base 728 to 2719 and encodes 663 amino acids. Gene Ontology annotation, molecular function: integrin binding. NCBI's taxonomy places the organism in Eukaryota, Metazoa, Chordata, Mammalia, Chiroptera, Pteropodidae. The transcript is spliced from 15 exons. Gene Ontology annotation, biological process: platelet aggregation; leukocyte cell-cell adhesion; regulation of cell-cell adhesion mediated by integrin. Gene Ontology annotation, cellular component: cell-substrate junction.